AUGGAUUACGACCGGUACGACGCCUUUCUGCACCACAUCUUCAAGCAGACCCAGGGCGAUGCCUGGUUCCGACCCAACGAGGACAACAUUGCUGUUGGCGUCGCCCUUCGUGUCGACAAUGGCGAGUACCGCGUCUUUCCGUACGAGAACCUGGGCCUCGAACCGUUCGAGACCGCCAUUCGCGCCUUGAACCCUGCGGUUGCGGUCAAAGUUCGCAGCGCGGCCGUGCACGCCGCGUUUGCUGAAGUCGGCCCUCAGGACGCGUCCAUCUACAUAGACGCGAACACGCGCAUUCAGAUCUUGGACACCAUGUCGGACCUUCCCACGGCCGAUAAGGAACAACUCGCAGCGUUCAUUCGCGACGAGCGUGUCCUGUUAGUGUGGUCUGACUCCAUCGACAACAUCAUCCCCACAUGCCACGACUUCGAGGAAAGGCUCAUCAAGCUGCUCUGGCGCUCUCGACCGGGAGGAAUUGCCAGCUCUCAUCCGACCAGCUCGACUAGCCACCCUGGCAGCCUUGCAGGCUCGGUUUCUGGACAUUCUUUGCAACAGCUGAAUGCUCGCCUGUCCAAUGCCCAGACACAGCGGAACUCUGGUAUGGGUGCCGGUACUCCCACCCCUGGUACUCCUCGUGGAGUCUUCGUGGGCUCUGGAGGUGUGCUUGGCAUGAGCGUUGAAGAGCUCACCAUGGACAAGGAGCCCAUCGUGAAGGAGACGCCGGUCGGCUCGACCACGAAGGUCAAGCGUACGUGGUGGGGUGGCAAGAAGACCGUCGUCGUUGAGAGGCCAGAUGGGAUCGACGCGUACGCUGACGUCGAAGCGGGCCCCGAGCCGAGGCGGCCAAUGCUUCUCGCUCCCAUCUACAAUGGACUGGCAGCUGGUCUGAGUAUAUUCUUCAUCGGAAACGGUGUGAAUAUUCUACUCCAAGAGGUUCAGCUUGAUGGCAAUUUCAUCCGCCUGGCACUUGCCGCCCUGUUGCCGCUGUUCUUCUGUGUAUCACUCUUUUUCGCCCUCCAGAUUAUCCAGAAUGUCUCGAUGGCCCUCGGCCCGAUCGCGCAGUUCCAUAAGAACUCCAAGUAUUACUCAGCUGUCAAGCCUCGCCCCAACAAGAUCGUCGACAAUGCACUCCCCCACAUCACCAUUCAGAUGCCUGUCUACAAAGAAGGUCUCGAUACCGUCUUGGCCCCCUCGAUCGAGUCCAUCAAGAAGGCCAUGCAGACCUACGCUCGUCAGGGCGGAACAUCAACUAUCUUCAUCAACGACGACGGUCUUCGCCUCCUUCCUGUUGAAGAAAGAGACGCCCGAAUCCUCUUUUAUGCCAAUCACGGUAUCGGCUGGGUCGCCCGACCCAAACACGACAACGCCGCUGGGGGUUUCAAGCGUGCUGGUCGCUUCAAGAAGGCGUCGAACAUGAACUACGCUUUGGCGCUCUCUCUCAAGGCAGAGAAACAUCUCUCCCAACUCCUCUCUCAAGAGAAGGGCCCAAACGCCUCUGCCCCUGGAGGUAGCGACGAGCGUAUGCGCUACGGUAUGCAGUACCAGAACCAUGAUGGCGAAGAUCAAGGCUCCUUGCACCCGGGAUUCGGUCAGCGCGUGCGGACCUCCAGUGAGACUGGUUCGAACACUACCGACGAAUGGGACGACCUCGAGGAGAAAUCACUACAGAUGGCCAUCGACGAGGUCUACGAAGCCAACGGACGCCAGUUCCGACCUUGGGCUGCGAACGGUCGUGCUUGCCGUCUAGGCGAGAUCAUCUUGAUCGUCGACUCCGACACCGUCGUUCCAGAAGACUGCCUCCGGGAUGCUGCGCGCGAGAUGGCGGAAUGCCCCACGGUCGGUAUCAUCCAGCAUGAGUCCGAUGUCAUGCAGGUCGCGCAUCACUACUUUGAGAACGGCAUCGCGUACUUCACCCGCAGGAUCAACAGGUGUAUCUCGUUCAGCUGCGCCAAUGGCGAGGUUGCGCCGUUCGUGGGCCACAAUGCUUUCCUGCGCUGGAAGGCGAUCCAAGAUGCGGCCUUCAUUGACCCUGCAGACGGUCUGGAGAAGAUCUGGUCGGAGUCAAACGUGUCUGAAGACUUCGACAUGGCCUUGAGGCUUCAAAUGCGUGGUUAUAUCAUUCGUUGGUCCACGUACUCCAAGGGCGGCUUCAAGGAGGGUGUCUCUCUCACCGUCGACGACGAGUUAAAUCGGUGGCAAAAAUACGCAUACGGCUGCAACGAGCUGCUCUUCAACCCUGUUUUGCAGUGGUGGCGCAAGGGCCCGAUCGCGCACCAGAUCCACAGGUUCUUGUGGUCAGCAGCACCUCUGCAUUACAAGUUCUCUAUGAUGGCGUACAUGUUCUCGUACUAUGGUAUCGCCGCCUCGAUCACCAUCAGUAUCUUGAACUACAUCUUGCUCGGCUUCCAGUUCCCCAUAGACGGCUUCUACAUGCACAGUUUCGAAAUCUGGCUGGCUACCACCGUCGUCUUCAUUGGAUCAGGAAAUGUUGGCUUCACUCUUCUCGAGUAUCGUCUCGGCGAGAAGUCAAUCAUGUCCGCGCUGUUCGAGAACAUCCUGUGGAUUCCGUUCUUCUUCUUCUUCUUCGGCGGCCUGUCGAUCCCGGUGACCCAGGCGAUCUUGGCGCACACCUUCUCGUACAACAUGACUUGGGGCGCCACGAAGAAGGAGGUUGAACGUUCGAACUUCUUCAAGGAGGUGCCAAAGAUCUUCAAGCGAUUCUGGUUCUCCUGGCUGGUGUCUUGGGUCGUCGUGCUUGGAAUGAUCAUCCUGAGCACGUCGCUCGUUCCUCUCGAGUGGCGCAUUGACGGCUCGGCGUGGGCUGUCAUCUUCCCUCUCGCUGUCGUCGUCGGAUGCCACAUCCUGUUCCCUAUUGUCCUGAACCCGUGGCUCAUGAUCUUCAGUUACUGA
This is a messenger RNA of Epithele typhae, 2907 nucleotides long. Its product is annotated as glycosyl transferase family group 2-domain-containing protein. The coding region runs from base 1 to 2907 and encodes 968 amino acids. The record is from RefSeq and is a predicted model, not a curated record. The transcript has 13 exons. NCBI's taxonomy places the organism in Eukaryota, Fungi, Basidiomycota, Agaricomycetes, Polyporales, Epitheliaceae.